GCUCCCGCGGCGGCGGCGCCAGCGGCACCGGCCGAGCCAGGGCGGCGCGGGGGCGGCGGCGGGGGCGGCGGCGAGUGGUGGCGCCGGCAGCUCCCCUCGCGGACGCGCCAACGUCAACCACGUGGUCGACGCGCGUGUUGGCGGCAGGCGCGCGACGCUCUGUUGGAUGCAGGGCUGGACCGCGCGCCGCUGCCUGACGUCUGCGAAACGUUCUCGCAGCCGAUGGCGCGCGGGCUGGUGGUGGUGCGCGGGGCGGUGGAGGCGCGCGCCGGGUGGGUGUCGCAGCUGUCGUCGGUGCACCGCACGGGGGACGCCACCCUGGAGCGCGCGCCCGGCGGCGGCGCCACGCUCACCGCCUCCCUCGGCCUCGCCAACCUCUCCGCGGGCUACGACGCCUGCGAGGUCAGUGACCCCACCAGCGCACCACAACACACGCGAAACUACUCCUACGCCCUUAAACGCUUCUUCCUAUUCUACAAAACAACGAAUUUCUACAACGUCUAUUACACUCAUCUGGAGGUUUAUGUUCUUAAGAACACCUCCGUAGCAUGGGUUAUCAGAAAAGUUCACAAUCUCGAAAUCGUAUCUUGA
Messenger RNA from Gryllus bimaculatus (two-spotted cricket), 591 nucleotides. The record is from the annotation of a GenBank genome assembly. NCBI's taxonomy places the organism in Eukaryota, Metazoa, Arthropoda, Insecta, Orthoptera, Gryllidae.